AUGUGGGCACUUGAACUAGAGAAGUCCGCCACAAGCUCUGCCGGUUACCUUACCCGGACCAAGUCAAAGCAAGGCAAAUCACGACACUUACCAAUUACCAAUUACCAACUACCGGCGACAAAACGGGCGGAAAAAGAAGACUCAAUGGAUGCCAUAGAGCGCUUCCUGUCGAGGCCGACAGCGAAGCCCUACCGAUCCAGCGCCCUCGAGAGAAUCGAGAAGCCACACACAACCCGCGAUGGCCUCCUCGACUUUCACGACGGGGACAUUGAGAACCCCAAGAACUGGUCCGCCCGGCGCCGGUGGUACAUCACCGCCGUGUCGGUGCUGAUGGUCAUCAACGCCACCUUCGCCUCGUCGGGCCCAUCCGGAACCCUGGGGGAUAUGUCGAUUGAGCUUCACGUUUCCGAGGAGGCGGCCGGCCUGGUGAUCAGCUUGUUCCUUCUCGGCUACUGCUUUGGCCCUCUGUUCUGGGCACCGCUGUCGGAGUUCUACGGGCGGAGGUGGAUCUUCUAUAUCUCUUUCACCUUGUACCUCAUCUUCAACUUCCUCUGCGCCUUCGCGCCGAAUUUUGCCGCGCUCCUGAUUGGACGGUUCAUCACGGGCACGAUGGCCAGCGCCCCGCUGUCGAAUGCUCCUGGAGUCCUCGCUGAUAUCUGGGGUCCGGUCGAGCGGGGGAAUGCCAUGGCCUUGUUCUCCAUGAUGACCUUUGUCGGUCCCGCGUUGGGUCCCGUCAUCGGGGGGUUCUUGCAGCUGAAGGAGGACUGGCGGUGGAUCUUUUACGUGCUGCUAUGGUUCGCCGGCCUCACCGAAGUCCUGAUGUUCACCGUGCCCGAGACCCUGGCCCCGAUCGUGCUCUUGAACAAGGCGAGACGUCUCAGGCGUCUCCAAAUCCCGGGUUAUGAGGAUAUCAAGGCUCCAAUCGAGGUGACCGAUCGGUCCCUGGCGGCCAUGUUCAAGGUCGCUCUGACCAGACCCUGGAAGAUCCUCAUCGAUCCCAUCUCGCUCAUGAUUGCCAUCUAUCUGUCAGUCGUGUAUAUGUUAUUAUAUAUGCUUUUCACCGUUUAUCCAAUUAUUUUUCAGCAGAAACGAGGCUGGAACUCGGGCGUUGGCGAGCUGCCUCUGAUCGGGACAGCAAUCGGGGCGGCUCUCGGUGGGUGUCUGAUCUUUGCCAUCUCGGCCCGUGAUCGCAAGAAGCGGGAGGUGGAUCACAAAAAGACUGUCCCCGAGGACCGGCUGCCCGUCGCCAUGGUCGGCGGCGUGCUGUUCCCGGUGACGAUGUUCUGGUUCGCCUGGUCGGGCGAGUACAACAGCGUCCACUGGAUCGUGCCGACGAUCGCCGGAACUUUCCUCGCGACCUCUAUCCUCCUCAUCUUCGUGGCCUACCUCAACUACCUGACCGACUCGUACCUGAUGUUCGCCGCAAGCGCCCUGGCAGCCAAUACCGUCUGUCGUUCAGCUGCCGGAGCCGCGGCUCCACUGUUCACACAGUACAUGUUCGACGCUCUGGGUGUCGGUGGUGGUGGCUCACUGAUUGCCGGAGUCGCCACGUGCCUUGCUCCGAUCCCAUUCAUCUUCUACAAGUACGGCGGGCCGAUCAGAGAACGAUCAAAAUUCGCUCCGACAGCGGGUUCCGAUGAGCGAGAGGACGACCCGCCGGAACGCCAAUCUAGGGAGGCGGCGUCAAGCAGUGAUGACAGCGAUACGGACGAAGAAAAUUCAUCACGUGAAGACGAAGGUCGCGAGGGCGAGAAGAAGGGCGGAGAGGACCCUCAGGAUGGUAGUAGCCAGCUGCAGACGCCUGACCCCGUGCGGCCCAGAUCACAGGACUUGGAUCCGGAUCUCGAGAAGGGAACAGUCUGA
Drepanopeziza brunnea f. sp. 'multigermtubi' MB_m1 is the source of this 1863-nucleotide messenger RNA. The record is from RefSeq and is a predicted model, not a curated record. NCBI's taxonomy places the organism in Eukaryota, Fungi, Ascomycota, Leotiomycetes, Helotiales, Drepanopezizaceae.